AAAAGUGAUGUUAUUGGCGGAAAUGAUAAUGUUUUUUUAUGUGGAGCCGUCACUAAGAAAUUCAAAAUGAAAUUUACUGCAAUUCUUGAUAGCGAGAUGCAAAUAGUAUGAUCUAAUGCUAGUAUUAAUAGAUAGGUAAUUUGCAAGAUCGGUAAUUGGAAGUGCUAAACAGUUCGCAUUUAAUUAGUAUCUUAUUUCUUUGUAGUCACUAAAAGUGGUAAAAUGUUACACGUUUGAUCAUUCUUUGUUAAUUUCUAUAAACCUCCAUUAAAACUAUCAGUGUUGAUUGAACUCGGCACUUCAUAAAUUUCGACCCUCCAUGUCAGCAAAACCCAUCACAUCAUACUUUCAGGUUAAAGACAAGGAGUAUCCAGACAUCUUUACAUGCUAAAUUCAGUAAACUAAAAAAAAAGAAGACGCUGAUGAUCAAACAACCACAGACCAAUAAUAAGUUAACAUUUUUGCCACAAUAUGGGCCGCUCUUAGAUCAAUGAUUGUAUUGAGGUUUGGCUGGGGCUAGUUUGUGGCUGUGGGCUGGCUGGCCGUUAGAUUAGAAUUUAUUGAAUUUAGGGAUACACUAAUUAAUUAAUGCAGCCCAUAUAUACUUAUAUGACACGCACACAGGCACACACAAGAAGUUUGGAUGUUUGGGUUGGGCUGGAAUAUUAGCUUGGACGGGUUUGUGGGCUAGUGGAAGCCAAAAGAGCAUCAUCACGUACGUUCGGAGACAGGCUUUCUCCCCAAACCAUAUUAUUGCUUGUUCGCCACCAAAGUUCAGCCGGAUAGGAAUGGCAACGGGUAGGUUCCGAGCGGGUAUCUCGAUACUCAUAUUUGUCAUCUGGCAAGUCGGGUAGUUUAUUAUGAGGCACGGAUCGUGACAGGUCGACUCAAUGAGUAUGUAAUUUAGAUGAAAAAUAUUAGAGAUAUACGUUAUUUUCAUUAAAAUACCAAGAAACAAACCAUAAUAUGGUCAAAUAUACUUUUAAAUUAUUGAAAUUUUGAGGUUUUCACUAUUUUUAUAAUUUCAUUAUAGCUAAAAUAUGAUAUGAUAAAAAGAAAAUCAUAAUUAAUUUCAGUAAGAUUACAUGUAAUUUAGGCAAGAACGGAUCGAGAGUGGGGCGGGUUAGGGCAGGUCGGGUCGAUGAGAGGUACCCAUGUACGCCCCUCCUACGUGGAGGGCCGGACCCGUCUCAAAACAGGUCAAACAGGUCGGGUAAAAUUGGUCAGGUCGAAAUUGUCAUCCCUACGACCGGCAUAAUUUUUCGUGCCUACUAUUCGAAUAGGUUUACUCGUCGACGGAGGAAGAAGCUUGAAGGAUAAAAAGAGAGACAAAUCGCUAUUUUACUGAAUUCACCCGGUCUAAUAUCCAUAUCCGUUAGUGAGAAGUUCUAUCUGUUCUGUUUGUUAGGUCAUUAAGUUUGGGUGUUCCGUUCGUCAGUGCUAAGCCAACCAGUUAGCAUCAGUUGUAGUGAUGGCAAUGGUGCGGGCUAGACGGGUAUCUUAAUACCCAUGCUCCGUCCUAUGCUAUUGCGGGCGGGGUGGUAAUACCUAUGCUGGUACGGGGCGGGGCGGCUCGCCCCAUUCUUGUAUGGAAAGAGCACCAACGACGAAAGCACUCUGUUGGGCCGACAUUAACACUAGGGAUGGCAAUUACCCACCCAUGGGUAAUUAUACCCAAACCCAAGUAGACCCAUUGAUAAUGGGUUGGGUAUGGGUGAAGUGCAUAUGGGUUUGGGGGGUUUGUAGAUGGGUUUGGGUAAGGUAUGAAUAUUGCUUCCAUAAUCUAAAUGGGUAUGGGUUGGAUAUGGAUAUCCAUUUACUCGAGGGUGUUUUAACUACACAUGCAAAAAUUGGACCUAUUUGUAAAACUUGAAAAAUUAUCUACCAAAAUGUAAGACCAAAAAAAUUUAGGUAUCAAAAUGUAAUAUUCCAUCGAUAUUUUGAGGACUUAUAUGCAAAAAAAUUAAAUUUAGGUACUAAAUAUGCAUAUCUAUUAAGUUUAGGUACCAAACUGUAAUGUGUAUUUGGGCAUGGGUACAAACCCAAAUCCAUUUGUUAAAAAUCCAACAUAACCCAAAGUAAAUGGGUAUGAGUACAAACCCAUCAAACUCUACCCAUAUCCAUCUAUUUGGAUUUCAUACCCAACCCAAUUGGGUUGGAUAGUUAAAAACCCAUGGGUAUGGGCAAAAUUGCCAUCCCUAAUUAACACUGAGAGACGAAAUUUAAAGGAGUGAUUGAGAUUAGAUACCGAGUAUUCCUAUGCGUACACGAUGGAUACUGGGCGUUGUGCGUAUUGAAUUGAAAAAACAUAUGCAAAUUUUACUUUUUUCUUUACAACGAAUGGGAAAACACUUUAUGAAUGAAAAAUAGUGAUAAUAGAAUGAGUAAUUGAGUCUAACUAAUUGAAAGAUCAAGUCUAACUAGUUGAAUAAUCAAAUGGAAGAAAUACGAAUAGAUAGGGUAAGCAAUUGAGAUAAAAUGGCCAAGAACAGGGCGGGGCGUAUCAGAAGUAGAUACCUAUGCCCCGACCCACGCUAUUGCAGAUCAGGUAAUACACAUCCCAUCGCUAGAUCGGGUCGGGUAAUAUCCAACGAGGCAGGUUCAAAUUGUCAUCCCUAAUCGAUGUCGUCUUUCCCUUUUCCAAGCCGCUUCUUCAGUUCGGUUCAAUCAAUCACAAUGACAAUUCGGUCCGUUUUGACUUCAGUUUAGUGAGCCGGUGACCGACCUCUAGUUGGGUUGGGUUCAAGAUUGUCAACCCGCGGGUCGCACUCGCCGGGUCGACCGCUACAAGGUACCGGGUUGGAGGUCAAAUUGUGUCAUUUUUUUCUUUGGUUUGCGAAAUGCGCCUAUUUUCCGAUUUUGCUUUUCGCAUAACUCAAUCUUUUGAAUCCUGAGUUGAAAUUUCAAUAUUGAUGUUAUAUAAGUGCGUGUGAAUUUCACUAUAUAUUAGAUCUAAGUAUGACAUGUUAUUUUGCUGGAAUAUUAUAUGUUAUAACUCACAUGUUAGAUGAGAUUUGACAUAAUUUAUCAGGAUAAGUACAAUAUAAUGACUCUUUCCAUAUUUCCGGGCUAAAUCGGACUAAACCAGGUGACCCAUUAACCCUUGACCCACUAGCUCGACUGGAUUCGGGUUAGCCCGCGGGUUGACAACCUUGGUUCGGUUCUACACAAAUUACUAUUUGUGAUUAGAGUGGUUCUUGUCAUUAGUCUCCUCUGUACUUGCCUUCAAUAAAUAAAAUAAAAUGAGUGCUUGUUACGUACGGCUUUAUCGAUAUGUGACUUUCCCCUUAAAGGCUUAAAACACUGAUGGGAUCAAAAAAUUUCUUUCCAUCCAAGAGGACUGAAUCGAACAUAGCUUUGCUUUUGUCACCGAAUCUUAUGUAAGCCUAUAAAUCCAAGUAACAUAAUUAACCACCAUAAUGAAGGACCAAGUCACAGAUCGAUAGAGCCGUACGUAACUAAGAAACGUAAUGCAAUUCAAUCAUAAAAGAACCGUCAAUUUCAGUAUCAUAUAUCAUUGUUAUUACAACCAUAACGACGAUGAAGCAGAAGCUGCCUAUGAUCUUACUAGCGGCCGUCGUUUUCGCGACGGUGAUAGAAAGCGUUACUGCAAUAUUAGACGCCGUGACGAUCGGUGUUACCAACCAGCUGAGCAGCAGCAACGGCGGCGGGGCGGUAGUACUGAUAGUGCACUGCCAAUCUGGAGACAACGAUCUCGGCGGCCAAGAAACCGACGUCGGUUCGAGAUACACGUGGCACUUCGUGACGAAUCUCUUUGGAGGGACGUAUUUCUGGUGCGACCUGGAUUUGGGGGAUCGUCGUCUUUCUUUCACGGCGUUUGAUCAGGAGAAGAGGGGUCGGUUCGCUUCGGAGUUUUAUGUGGGCGACGGUGGCGUUUAUAAGGAGUUUGGAUGUGGAGGGAAUCCGAUUGUUGCGUGGAGGCCGAAAGGUUAGCAUCCCAAGUUAUCGGAAAUUUAUGAAUCUCCCGACGUGACUCUCAAUUUGUUAAGCACACAGUAUUCGAUCGAGCCUGUGAAAACUUGGAUUUGCUAUGCUCGUGACUUUUGUUUAAGAGAGAGCGUGUGAGUAUGUAGUAAAAGAUUUUCAUUAUGAAUGUUUCCCAACAACUGGAGUUAUUUGGGAUCUACUGGUUCUCGACAUAUUGAUGUAUUGUUCUUCUAUACAUGCACUAAAAGCUUGACUUUUGUUGUGAAGACGAGAUAGUCGUCGAAGGUGAAACCACGGUCAUAUGUAUGAUUAAGGACGACUGAUUCGUCACAAUAAACUUCACAUGUUGGAGGAAGUGUCACGAGAGCCAAUAUCAUUCAUAUUACUUAUAUAGGUAAUAUCAGGAUCAUCAAAAUUCGAUACAAUCCUUUGCAUUCUGUCAAAGCCUUUCGACGCUUUGAAAAAAAAAAUAUUUUUAAUAACUCAAAUUAUUUAAAGAAAUAUAAAAAAAACAAUUAUAUAACUUAUUCCCUUAUGAUUUGAAGUCCAAUACGUUCCAAGUGUGGCGAUGGAAGCCAUAAGGUCAAGGAUGGUGUGAGUUACCUUUGCGAUAGUGAUCAAGAUCUCAUGAUUUGAGGCGUCCUCAAUGAUCGUGUAUUGGAUAAUGCGGAAAGUUUAUAAAUUAACAAUCGGUCUCGUCGCUAUUCAAAUGGAUCAAUCUCAAUAUGAUUGAUGCAUAAAUUAAGAAAAAAUUGUGGCAUCAUUUCUAUAUGACAAAUACAUAUACAUUUUGUUUCACACUCCUCGACACUUGCCUCCACCACUAAAGUCGACAAUCAAGAUAACGAGGAAGGAAAAGUCAAAUCAAUAUCCAAACCCAUUUCGCUUCACCCAAAGAGUUGGCAACUAAAGCAGUAAGCUAGAAAUUAACACUACAAGAAAACUCACAUAUAGUGGCUAAUGGUUGAGGCAAAUAUUGUAUUUGUCGCUAAAAGAAUAUAACAAACAACACAUAUAAAAUUGGCCUCAAUAGACACCAUUAUCUGCCUCUAAAAGUAUUACAUAUACAACAAUUUUAUAAUUUGUCUCAAUAGGCUCAAUUAUGUACCUCUAAAAGUAUUAGAUAUACUAUACAUACAUAAUUUGUCUCAAUAUGCACAAUUACGUGCUUCUAAAAGUAUUAGAUAUAUUACACAUCAUAAUUUGCCUCUAAGUGCAAUUAAAUUUUGCGACUCCAAAAGCUUUAUAACGACUCAUAUACUUUUGCCACAAUAGAUGUUUAAUAUUUGUCGCUAUAACUAUUUUGCUUUUAAAUACUCAUAUUUAGUUUAAAAUAUAAAAAAUGCUUUAGUUAGGUUCAUUUAGGGAUGGGUAAUGGGUGGGUUAGGUUGGUUUUUGGGCAAAAUCCUCCCACCCAUUGUUAUGGUGAGUGAUGAAAAAAAUUACCCACACCCACUCAUUUGUAUCGUUGUGGGUGGGUUGGGUAUUUUGUUGAUAGUAAUCAUAUUUUAAAAUGAUCGAUUUUAUGUUGUAAAUCAUAUAAAAUUUAUACAAGAUAAUUGUAAUUUAAUCGAAUCAAUCACGAUUGAAGUUUUGGUAUAAGAAAGAAUAGUGUUUUAUUGUAAAAUAUGCAUUAACGACUUAACAUAUCAUGUGAUUUUGCAGGAAAUGACCCACCUACUACUCACCCGCCACCCACCCAAGUUUAAUGAGUAACAAAAAUGAUGACCUACACCCACCCACCAUAUGCACCCAAACCAAGGUUGUUAAACCUCUAUCGAACCCCCCGGUUGGACCCGGUUCAACCCGAGUCGGGCUUCGAAACGGCCUCCAGAAAACCCCCCGGUCUGACCCCUAAACAAGGAGAAGAAGAGAGGCAGAAGAGAGGAAAAGGAACGAACGAAGGGAAAUGGUAGGUGGAUCAUGGAGGUUAGGUAGAUUUAUUUUGUUGAAAAUAAGUUUUUAAUAGAUAUAUGUAAGAUAAAUUUUAUUUCACUCAUUAAAUUUUUAAUUACUACUUUAUUUGUAUAUAUAUUUAGAAAACGUCUAAAACGGCUCAAACCGGCCGGAUCCCAAUCAGACCAUUAAACCUCAAACCCCUUACUUGACCGGCUCAAUGACUUAAACCGGUUUGACAACCUUGACCCAAACGUAUAAUGAGUGAGUUAGGAUGAGUCUAGUGGUUGAUUCACCCAUUGGCCAUCCCUAGGUUCAUUUAUAUCAACAUACGUAUGCCUCUCCAAAUUAUUUUUUAUAUAAAUGCCUCUCCAAAGUAUUUCAUGGCUUGUGGAGGCAAAUGUUAAUUAUGGCUAUUGGUAAUUUCAAAAGUGAAAUAGGGGCAUAAACUUUGAGCAGUGUGCAUGUGCCGCCCUCUAAUUUAGUCGGGAUUCAAAAAAAUUCAAAGAACCUUACUUUACUCUUUAUAUCCCCUUGGGCCUUGGCACACUCGCUCUAAAAAAGGAGCGCCUCUCCCCAAGAAUCCAUUUUUCCCUCUUCCUCUUAUUUUUCUUCCUCUGUUGCUAAAUCUCCCUUCCCAAAUUGAAUCCUCGUUGCUGCACACCCCUGCAUCUCCAUCAAAAGAAUUAUUAUUCAUUUUUUGCCAGAGAAAAGUGACGACGAGAGAAGCAGCCAUCACAGCAGAGAAAUGCGAGAAUAGAGACCCACUUUAUGCCCAGAUUUUACUCGACGGGACUCUCCGAUUUGCUUAGUUUUGAAUCGAUGCCCUCUAGAUCUACAUCUACAGGUUUCUCUCUCUCUCUCUCUUCCUGGACUAUGAUGUUUUGUUCUAUUUGUUGGAGUGCCAGCACUCCGACAAUGGCGCAGAUAUGCAAAAGGGCCUUGCAGGUCUCUCUGAGACGUGGCGAAGAAAAGUCGAGAUGGCGGAGACUACCUGGGGGUAACACCGGCAUAUGAGGCGAGUAGUAAGAGGGCACAGCGGUAGGGGGAGAAGAAAGGCUCGCGGCAGAGAGGUCUCCAAUGGAAACCAGAAAAGGUAAAGUAGAGGCUUGCUAGCCCAGAUCUGGAGAGAAGCCGCUAAGAUUUGUGACGGCGAGCUUCAAAAAACGACGACGGGCAAGGAAAAAACCUAGAUCCAGGAC
Molecule: messenger RNA, 7046 nt
Organism: Linum trigynum
Lineage: Eukaryota; Viridiplantae; Streptophyta; Magnoliopsida; Malpighiales; Linaceae
Source: the annotation of a GenBank genome assembly